This is a messenger RNA of Anguilla anguilla (European eel), 2309 nucleotides long. Its product is annotated as serine/threonine-protein phosphatase 2A 56 kDa regulatory subunit epsilon isoform. Bases 561 to 1964 code for a protein of 467 amino acids. Gene Ontology annotation, cellular component: cytosol; protein phosphatase type 2A complex; nucleus. NCBI's taxonomy places the organism in Eukaryota, Metazoa, Chordata, Actinopteri, Anguilliformes, Anguillidae. The record is from RefSeq and is a predicted model, not a curated record. Gene Ontology annotation, biological process: signal transduction; protein dephosphorylation. Gene Ontology annotation, molecular function: protein phosphatase activator activity. The transcript is spliced from 14 exons.
GCCGAGGCUCUGAAAUGAUAGACGUCGUUGAAGACCCAACCCCAUGCCCUAUUUUCUUCAAAGUAGCCAAUGUAGCCAAUAGUAUUUCGUGCUUAUGCCACGGACAAAUAGCAUGGUAGUAUGCACGUAUGUUGUGUGUGCCAUGGACUCAGCCCAGUAAUAUUGACAAUAGGGGGAAAAGAGAUUGCCCCAAAAUAGUGAGAAGAGGAAAAAAUAGCCGGAAAAGAGAGGGGUGCACCACUAGAAGGCGAUUGCUUCAACAAUCAGGGAAUGUGGUUCACCUCGCUUCUUCUACAUACAUCCGUGCACCGUUAUUAAUGGGACUUGGAGGAUUAUAUCCUUAGAAGGUGGCUAGCUACUGUAGCUAGCUGAAGGGUGCUGUGGGUUUGGCUAUCUGUGAAAGGCCAAGAUAGCUGGCUGGCUUUUUCUGCUGUUGCGGCAGGGAGAGACUAGCUAAUUGCUAAAGACUUAAAACAAGUGUAAACACUGUUGGCUAUCUAGCUGAACAGUCACUCCGGCCCGUCACCAUCUCCACACCUUAACACGGAACAAGCACGGCUAUGUCCUCAGCAGCCACCACGCCUCCAUCAGUGGACAAAGUAGAUGGAUUUUCCCGGAAGUCUGUCAGGAAGGCCAAGCAGAAGCGGUCGCAGAGCUCCUCCCAGUUCCGAUCUCAGGGCAAACCCAUCGAGCUUACCCCUCUGCCACUGCUCAAAGACGUCCCGGGCGGGGAACAGCCGGAGCUGUUCCUGCAGAAGCUGCAGCAGUGCUGCACGCUCUUCGACUUCAUGGACACGCUGUCCGACCUCAAGAUGAAGGAGUACAAGCGCUCCACCCUCAACGAGCUGGUGGACUACGUCACCGUCAGCCGGGGCUACCUGACGGAGCAGACCUACCCCGAGGUCGUCAAAAUGGUGUCCUACAAUAUAUUCCGGACCCUUCCUCCCAGCGAGAGCAACGAGUUUGACCCGGAAGAGGACGAGCCCACGCUCGAGGCCUCCUGGCCACACUUACAGCUGGUAUACGAGUUCUUCAUACGAUUCUUGGAGAGUCAAGAAUUCCAGCCAAGCAUUGCCAAAAAAUACAUAGACCAGAAAUUUGUAUUACAGCUCUUGGAGCUGUUCGACAGCGAGGACCCCCGGGAGAGGGACUACCUGAAGACAGUCUUACACAGAAUUUACGGGAAGUUCCUGGGGCUGCGGGCUUUUAUACGAAAACAGAUUAACAAUAUUUUUCUACGUUUUGUUUAUGAAACCGAGCACUUCAACGGGGUAGCUGAGCUACUGGAGAUCCUGGGAAGCAUAAUCAACGGCUUUGCCCUCCCACUGAAGGCAGAGCACAAACAGUUCCUGGUCAAAGUGCUGAUCCCCCUCCACACGGUCCGAAGUCUGUCUCUCUUCCACGCGCAGUUGGCCUAUUGUAUUGUACAGUUCCUGGAGAAGGACCCAGUAUUAACAGAACCAGUCAUCAGGGGAUUGCUAAAGUUCUGGCCAAAAACCUGUAGUCAGAAAGAGGUGAUGUUCCUGGGGGAGCUGGAGGAGAUCCUGGACGUGAUCGAGCCCACACAGUUUGUCAAGGUCCAGGAGCUCCUCUUCAAGCAGAUCUCCAGAUGUGUAUCCAGCCCACACUUUCAGGUAGCAGAGAGGGCCCUGUACUACUGGAACAAUGAGUACAUCAUGAGUCUGAUCGAGGAGAACUCCAGCGUCAUCCUGCCCAUCAUGUUCUCCAGCCUCUACAGGAUCUCCAAAGAGCACUGGAACCCGGCGAUCGUGGCUUUAGUGUACAACGUACUGAAGGCAUUCAUGGAGAUGAACAGCGUUUUGUUCGACGAGCUCACGGCGACCUACAAGUCGGACCGCCAGCGGGAAAAGAAGAAGGAGGAGGAGAGAGAGGAGCUGUGGAAGAUGCUAGAAGACCUGGAGCUGAAGAGGGGCCUGCGGAACGAUGGGAUAAUCCCCACUUAACACUGGCCCCGCCCACCCCUUGCCCGGCCCCGCCCACCCCUCCCCACCGCCAUCAGAAGGAGCAGUUUUUUUUUUCUAUUUUUUCCCCCCACCUGCCCUUUUCCCUCCCUCUCUCCUACCCCAUAUUGUGCAACUUACUUUAUGGUAGAUUGACGUUCGUCUCAAUUUCAGCAGCACUGUAAAUAACUGUUUUUUUUUUCCCCCGACCACCCGAAAUGAUACUUAAUGCAGAAAGGAAAAAAAAUGUAUACAAGAGGAAGAAAAAAAAAAAAAAAAACUAAUGGUGAUGUACAGGGGGAAAAGAGACUUUGGACAAGUGGGACUUUCUGUAUAAAAAAAAAAAAA